AUGUGCGAGCGCCGGCUCACACCGGUAGACGACAACGUUAUCAGCAGAAUGCAAGUUAAAGACAGGGAAGCCCUUUCCAAAAGGGGCAAAGGUUUUAGGAUCUUCAGCAUCCUCCUCUUAGUGGCAGUCCCUGUAGUGGGGAUGCUCGUUCAGAGCAGCAUGAUUGUCCACGACACGAAGAGAGAGAAGGAUUCGGCUGAGGUAGUGUCGGGAGAGAUCUCUCUCAGCACGGAGAUGGGUCUGAUCGCCGUGAGUUUGGCGGUGGAGAGAGGGACCACAGUUCUGUAUGUUGGCUCCGGCAACAACGAUCGAGUGUACGACCGUCUGACGCAGAUGUACAGUGCGACGGAUGAGGCCUUUGCUCUCCUCACCAGGUGGUCGAACGUACCGGAUGAUUCCCCUUGGCAGUUCCGGAGCGGAGAAAACCUGCACGCGUACGUCAAGGAGCACCGCAAAAAACUCCUCGAAAAUCAGACAUCUGUGGAGGAACAAAUCCACGGGGGCGGGGUCUUUUCACGAUAUCACCAUGGUAUUACAUGUGUAAGAGCCGGAUCAGUAGGCACAAUGUGCGAGCGCCGGCUCACACCGGUAGACGACAACGUUAUCAGCAGAAUGCAAGUUAAAGACAGGGAAGCCCUUUCCAAAAGGGGCAAAGGUUUUAGGAUCUUUAGCAUCCUCCUCUUAGUGGCAGUCCCCGUAGUGGGCAUGCUCGUUCAGAGCAGCAUGAUUGUCCACGACACGAAAAUAGAGAAGGAGUCGGCUGAGGUAGUGUCGGGAGAGAUCUCUCUGAGCACGGAGAUGGGUCUGAUCGCCGUGAGUUUGGCGGUGGAGAGAGGGACCACAGUUCUGUAUGUUGGCUCCGGCAACAACGAUCGAGUGUACGACCGCCUGACGCAGAUGUACAGUGCGACGGAUGAGGCCUUUGCUCUCCUCACCAGGUGGUCGAACGUACCGGAUGAUUCCCCUUGGCAGUUCCGGAGCGGGGAAAACCUGCACGCGUACGUCAAGGAGCACCGCAAAAAACUCCUCGAAAAUCAGACAUCUGUGGAGGAACAAAUCCAGUUCUACACAGACAUCAACACCUUCCUGAUCUCCCACCUCGGACAGACUGUCCGCAAAGCUGACUCAUCUCAUGUGUGGAUGAAAGCCAUAGCGUAUCACAUGAUCAUCCUCAGCCAAGAAUACGCAGGUCUUGAGAGAGCCAUAGGAAGCAUCUUCUUCGCUAAAGGUCGCCUGCUGAAAGAGGAAGCCAGCAUGUACCACAAGGUGAAGUUCUACGCGAUGUCCUAUUUCGAAGUGGCCCUGAAAUACUCCGCCGACAUCGCCGCCAUCUUUGACGACCAGUUCAGAAACAGUGUCCUGGAGAAGACACUGACGGCCCAACGCCGACAGAUCCUGAAAAACAACACGGCGCACCCGACAGCCGAGGCCGGCAUCCGCUGGUUCGACAACAUGACAAGCUACAUCACCGUUCUUCAGAACAUGGAGCAGCUGCUCUCCAAGAAGAUCCUGUCGGAUCUUGAAGCCAAAGUUCAAGAUGGCGUCACCAAAGUCACCCUGAACGUCAUCAUCUUGAUCGCGAUGAUGAUAGUGAGCCCCCCGAUCGUGUACGGCGUGUACAAGAUGGCGUCUGACAUGCAUGCCAUCGCCUGCCGUCUGAAGGAUCUCACACAGGAGCUGGAGUAUGACCGAGAAAAGGCAGAAAUUCUCCUGGGUCAGAUCUUUCCAAAAUGCAUCGCGAACCAAAUGAAGGAAAACAACGCCGUUCCUGCGAGAUAUUUCGAAAAGGUGACAGUGAUGUUUUCGUCCAUUGUGGGGUUUGCUGACAUCUCCGCCAUGAUGUCCCCACACCAGGUUGUGGACAUGUUGAACCGCCUCUACCACACCUUUGACUCCAUCAUUGACGACUAUGACGUUACCAAGGUGGAGAGUACAGGCGGCGUGUACCAGGUUGUGUCGGGGCUACCCUCGGCCAAUGGUGACCGGCACGCCGGGGAGAUCGCCUCCCUGGCCCUGCGCUUCAUGGCGGUGACGAAGAACUUCAACCCGCUGCUCGUCUCCUGCAAGAUCCGCCUCCGCAUCGGGGUCCACACAGGCUCGUGCGUGGCAGGAGUGGUGGGAUACAACCGACCCCGGUACUACGUCUUCGGGCGAACUGUCAACAUCGCACAGAAGCUUGAGGCAACCAGCGAAGCGAACAGAAUCCAGAUCUCCUGUGAGACCAUGCACACACUGACGUUACGGGGACGCUUCACCGCCGUGCCGCGGACUGAUACGCCUCUGGCUAUCAAGGACUUGAUGCCAGACAUCUACAAGCGGACCUUCUGGCUGAUCGGUCAUCAACAGCCCAGCCCGACCGCGGAGAAGAAGAAGGACAUCUUUGUCGUGUCUUCAGGAGAAGGCGCGGUGGGUUUUCAGAACAACUAUCCGGAGAAACGUGUGACGUGGCAAAGUGCCAAGUGGCAAGUGUAGCUCUUGUACACUACAGUGUCGCCUGUUUUACGGACAUGUGAGAAAAGGUGGGAUAUUUAGAGUUAGUCUAAAAGAAUACCUACCCUGAAAUCUUGGCAGCGUCUGUCAGCACAACACACAUAUAAUUGACAUGAAACAGAUAAUGAUAUUAAAUAAACAAAAUGUGAUAUUAAAAAAAAUAUGCCGACUAUUCUGUAAAUAUCCAAGGAAAUUGUGGCUAUGGAUAACAUAUC
This is a messenger RNA of Branchiostoma belcheri (Belcher's lancelet), 2705 nucleotides long. RefSeq lists its product as uncharacterized. The transcript is spliced from 11 exons. Gene Ontology annotation, molecular function: guanylate cyclase activity; peptide receptor activity. Gene Ontology annotation, biological process: cGMP biosynthetic process; intracellular signal transduction; receptor guanylyl cyclase signaling pathway. Lineage: Eukaryota; Metazoa; Chordata; Leptocardii; Amphioxiformes; Branchiostomatidae. The record is from RefSeq and is a predicted model, not a curated record. The coding region runs from base 1 to 2472 and encodes 823 amino acids.